Molecule: messenger RNA, 2419 nt
Organism: Ipomoea triloba (trilobed morning glory)
Lineage: Eukaryota; Viridiplantae; Streptophyta; Magnoliopsida; Solanales; Convolvulaceae
Product: neutral ceramidase 2-like
Exons: 8
Coding region: 120-2348 (742 amino acids)
Biological process (GO): ceramide catabolic process; long-chain fatty acid biosynthetic process; sphingosine biosynthetic process
Cellular component (GO): extracellular region
Molecular function (GO): N-acylsphingosine amidohydrolase activity
Source: RefSeq, a predicted model, not a curated record
GUUCCCAAACCCAAUUAGACUCUCAUAUACAUCAGCAUUUACCAGCUUUACACCUUUGUAUAUAAAUAGUUAACCUCAAAGACAUCAAACAUAAUUCCUUAAACUAGGCAAACCAAAAAAUGAGAGGAAAACCGGUAAUUGUAGCAAUAAGCUUGAUUUGUGCGGUGAUUGUGGUGGCAAAUGGGGAAUACUUGAUCGGAGUUGGGAGCUACGACAUGACAGGUCCGGCGGCAGAGGUUAACCUGAUGGGGUAUGCCAACCCGAAUCAGAACGGCGCCGGCAUACAUUUCCGGCUGAGAGCCAGGGCGUUCGUCGUGGCCGAGAGUUCGGAAGGUCCUAGGUUUGCGUUUGUCAAUCUUGAUGCUGGGAUGGCUUCUCAACUUGUCACCAUUAAAGUGGUUGAGAGGCUAAAGUCGAGGUAUGGCGAUUUGUACAAUGAGGAAAACAUAGCAAUUAGUGGGACUCAUACACAUGCUGGCCCUGGGGGUUAUUUACAGUACUUGACUUACACAUUUACAGCCCUUGGCUUUGUCAGACAGUCAUUUGAUGCUCUUGUCACUGCAGUCGAGCUAAGCAUCGUCCAAGCUCACCACACUCUCAAGCCUUCCUCCGCCUUCAUUAACAAAGGGGAUGUUGAUAAUGCGGGAAUAAAUAGGAGUCCAAGUGCAUACCUAUUCAACCCUCGGGAGGAAAGGGCUAAGUAUCCUAAAGACAUUGAUACCUUGAUGACAAUGUUGAAGUUUGUGGACAAAAACAGCGGCAAAAGCAUCGGAGCAUUCACUUGGUUCGCAACUCACGGCACCUCCAUGUCCAACACCAAUCAACUCAUCAGCGGCGACAACAAGGGCGCCGCCGCACGCUUCUUCGAAGACUGGUUCGCCAAAAACUCCUCUUCUAAUUCCUCUCCACCACCAAACACUCCUCCGGUAUUCUCAAAAUUGGAGGCCACAGCCACAGGUGGAGGACAAUCAUGCAAUCAAACCACAAGCCAAGGAUUUAAGGUUAGGAAGAAUGACGGCACAUUAUUCGUCGGAGCCUUUUGCCAGUCAAACGUCGGAGAUGUCAGCCCCAAUGUUGCGGGUGCUGUUUGCACCGACACUGGAUUGCCAUGCGACUUUAACUACUCAACCUGCAACGGUAACAACCAGCUCUGCAUUGGCCGUGGACCUGGGUAUCCAGAUGAAAUAUCAAGUACGAGGAUGAUAGGGGAGAGACAGUUCCAGAAAGCAGUUGAUCUGUUUACUUCUGCAACAGAUGAGCUGACGGGGAAGAUUGAUUAUCGGCAUGCGUAUCUCAAUUUUACAAACAUUGAGGUUGAGUUAGAGGGCAACAAGGUUGUCAGGACAUGCCCGGCGGCAAUGGGUCCCGGUUUCGCCGCCGGAACUACUGAUGGACCUGGUCUUAAAGAUUUCCAGCAGGGAAACAACACGAUUAGUGAGAUAUGGAUCGCUCUACGAAAUACGAUUAAAAAACCAAGCGAUUACCAAGUGGAAUGCCAAAAGCCCAAGGAAGUUUUGCUCACCACCGGCGAAAUGUUUUGGCCCUGGCAAUGGGCGCCUGCAAUCCUUCCAAUUCAAAUACUCAAGAUUGGAAAACUGGUGAUUUUGUCGGUACCAGGAGAGUUUACAACAAUGGCCGGGCGGAGAUUGAGGGAAGCAGUGAAGGCGACACUGAUAAGCAAUGGAAAUGGGGAAUACAAUAACGAGACCCAUGUUGUCAUUGCUGGCCUAACCAACACCUACUCUCAGUACGUAGCCACUUUCGAAGAAUACAACCAACAGCGCUACGAGGGUGCAUCAACGUUGUACGGUCCACACACAUUAUCAGCAUACAUCCAAGAAUUCAACAAGUUAGCCAAGGCAUUAGCAACAGGGCACAACAUCACCGUGAAAGGCCCUUCACCACCGGACCUUCUCUCAGCCCAGGUCAGCCUAUUACCCGAUCCCCCCGGCGACUAUCUUCCCCCGGGAAAACACUUCGGUGACAUAAAACAAGACGUCGUCCAGCCCCCCGGGGGGUCAUUCAAGAAGGGGGACCGGGUGAACGCCACAUUCUGGAGCGCCAACCCGAGAAACGAUAUGUUAACUGAAGGCACAUACGCAGUAGUAGAAAUGAUGAAAGGCCAGCAGUGGGUGCCUGCAUAUGAUGACGAUGAUUUCUCACUGUUCUUCAAGUGGAAGAAGGAAAGUGUUGCCAGUUUGACUAGCUCUGCAACUAUAGAGUGGGAAAUACCAGAGGGGGUUAGCCCUGGGGUUUACAGGUUAAGGCAUUUUGGGUCAUCCAAGGUUGCAUCAGAAUCACCCAACUCCUACUUCACUGGUGUUUCCACUGCUUUCACAGUAUCCUAGCUAACAUCUCUUUUCUGGUUCUCUGAAAUAAAAGAUGGUUUUCAGCUUAUUCAAUGAGAUAUUGCAGUGCA